Molecule: messenger RNA, 1163 nt
Organism: Hibiscus syriacus
Lineage: Eukaryota; Viridiplantae; Streptophyta; Magnoliopsida; Malvales; Malvaceae
Product: calcineurin B-like protein 9
Exons: 9
Coding region: 221-862 (213 amino acids)
Biological process (GO): calcium-mediated signaling
Molecular function (GO): kinase binding; calcium ion binding
Source: RefSeq, a predicted model, not a curated record
UUUCUUGGCUCUCAAGAAAAUGAUUUAUGAAAAAUUCCCGACCGACCCUUGCUCCUGUAUUAUGCCUCUCCUCCUCCUCCACUCCCUCACCCGAACCCUCUUUUGCCUUCACCUUUCUUGCAGGCCAAACCAGGAAUUUGUUUAAGGGAGAACAGAGUAAAGUAUUGGUGCUAUAGUCUAGAACCACCAUUGUGUUUAGAUUUAUUCUCUUUUCCAGUAAAUGGGCUGCUUUCAUUCUAAAGUAACAAGAGAAUACGCAGAACACGAAGACCCCAUUGUACUCGCUUCACAAACUGCCUUUAGUGUUAGUGAAGUUGAAGCACUAUUUGAGCUAUUCAAGAGCAUCAGCAGUUCUGUGAUUGAUGAUGGGCUGAUUAACAAGGAAGAGUUUCAGUUAGCUCUGUUUAUGAAUAGGAAGAAGGAAAACAUUUUUGCAAAUCGGAUCUUUGCUUUAUUCGAUGCUAAGAAGAAGGGAGUCAUUGAUUUUGGUGACUUUGUUCGAGCACUCAACAUCUUCCAUCCAAAUGCCUCUCAAGAGGUCAAGACUGAUUUUGCAUUUAAACUUUAUGACAUGGACGGAACUGGUUUUAUUGAGCGUAAUGAGGUCAAGCUAAUGCUGAUUGCACUUUUAGGUGAAUCUGAAAUGAAUUUAGCUGAUGAAAUUAUUGAGGCUAUUCUUGAUAAGACAUUCUUGGAUGCCGACAUUAAUAAUGAUGGAAAGAUAGACAUAUUUGAAUGGCGAAACUUUGUGGCGCGUAAUCCUUCUUUGCUAAAAAUCAUGACUCUCCCAUAUCUCAGGGACAUAACAACAACAUUUCCAAGCUUUGUUUUCAAUUCCAAAGUAGACGAGGUUGCUACAUGAUUAGGGAAUAUGUGCUCGGUUUCAAUUCCGAAGUCGACUAGGUUGCUCCAUGAUUAGGUAGUAUGUGCUCUCGGUUUAGCGUGCAUCGAGUCUCUACAAUUUUUGUAUGAUAUGUUGACAUUGUGCGUCUCUAUGUGAAUAAAGUAAAAGCCUAGGUUUUGUUUUAAGGAAAAAAAGGUAUCUAGUUUGCGAAGUGCAAGAACUAAAGCUUAAAUAUAUGGUUAGGAUUGGUAGUUUUAUACUAAAUUGUAUAGGCGUUCUAGUUCACCUCCUCGGGUCUUCUCCAUCUGUAAUAUUUGAU